Microplitis demolitor is the source of this 7106-nucleotide messenger RNA. RefSeq lists its product as uncharacterized. Gene Ontology annotation, molecular function: kinesin binding. Bases 543 to 3944 code for a protein of 1133 amino acids. Lineage: Eukaryota; Metazoa; Arthropoda; Insecta; Hymenoptera; Braconidae. The transcript is spliced from 8 exons. Gene Ontology annotation, cellular component: endosome membrane. The record is from RefSeq and is a predicted model, not a curated record. Gene Ontology annotation, biological process: regulation of protein localization; lysosome localization; Golgi organization.
UCUCAUAAAACCUCUAUGAGAAUUUAUGAGAAUAUAUUGGAUUCUAUGAGGUUUUUUAAACAGGGGCUAUUUUGAUCAAGACACAACAUUUAAGUGAAGGCUAUCCACGAAUUUUAUGAAUAAAAGCUAAUAGAUCAUUUCCGGAAACGUAUAAAUUAAUCUGCACAGAAAAAAAAUAGUACCUCUUCCAUACAUAAAUUACAUAAUUGAAAAAAAUAUUGUGACUCAAUGAAUAAAAAGAUAGCAACACAUCAAAUUAUUUACAAAGGAAGAAUAUUCUUCAAAGUAUCACAAAUAUCAUAUGUUCAAAAUGAAUUAAUAAAGUAAAUUAUUUAAACCACUAAAAAUUUAAUUAUAAAAUGAAUUAAAAUUACCGCGUGACAUGCGCGCUCAUAAAAUCAAUGAGCCGGCUUGACUGUAUCAGUACGGUGCUGUCAAGAAAGGACGUGCCCAUCGUCGUGGUUUCUUUUAAAAAAUUUAUCAGUUUUUUGAGUUAAAUUAAUUUGUUUAAAGAUAAUAGUCAUGUAAAUAAAAACAACAUAAUGCCAGCCCAAGAAGAUAUGGAUCUGUGUACAGACAAAGUGCUGUCAAAAGGCAGAAUACUUCAAGAGCUCACGAAAGCUGUUAAACUGGUUUAUGCCCAAAGUUUAUAUGGAACAGUUGUGUUGGAUGGAGAUUCUUGGCUAGUUUACUGGUUAGACCGUGCUCUACGUCACGGUUUACGUGUUGAAAAACAUGGUUAUUGGGGUAUGGUUCGUGAACUUAGUCAUCAUGAUACAAUUGUUGUAAUUCAUGCUUUACAAAGCGUCUUAACAUCUAUUGGCAAAGGUCGUGCUUGGCUUUAUCAUACUUUGAGUGAAAGUAUUUUUGAGAGUUAUUUAGCAUGUUUUCUCCGAGAUAUAAACGUCUUGAAGAAACAGUAUUUUCCUCAUGCUCUUGUUCGCGACGCUGACAAAACUCAUCAGUUAAUCAAUCUUUUAGCUGGUUUAGAAAAUGUAUCAUUUACUCUGCAACUGGAUGUCACAUAUUUAGAUAUAUGCAAUUAUAUGCCGCAGCGGCCUAUGAGUGGUUCACCAUCAGGAACAGCACUAUCAUUACAUUUAAGGUCGUCAAGUAUCACUUCAAGUCUUGCUUCUCCUGGUGACAGUGGUGUUGCUUUAGAUAGUGAUAUAGAUAUGGCUAAUGAAACAGAUGCAAGCAGUUACAAAGAAGAGGAUUCAUCAAUGGACGACGUUCCUAAGUAUAGAAAUAAAUAUAAAUCUAUGAUAAUUGAUUGUGCCCAAGAUAACAAAAAUUUAGAUCGCUCAUUUUCAUCGAGUGAUUCAAGUGAAGAUGGAAAAAUACCGGGCCACUCACCUCCAAUAUAUUCUAAAUAUAAAUAUACGAUUGUGACAAAUAGUGACAUUGCCAAUCAAAAUAUUGUUACUAACAAGAUUGAUGACAAUGAAUUAAAUUGUUCUAGCUUAGAAACUCUUAAAGAUUAUCAUCAUCUACAUGAUAAUAGUUUGAAUACAUUACGAAUGGAUAAAGUAAAUAAUGCUUAUGAUAAUUUAUCAAAAGAUUAUGUUAAACGUAGUAACUACUAUGCAGAUGGUAGUUACAGUUUUAAAAAAAAUAUUGACUCGCGUAAUUCAUAUGUUAUCAACAAUGACACUAAUUUAUUAGAACUCAGUAUGACUAUUUCUGAUUGUGAUUGUUGUCCUGAAACUCCUUACAGUAUUUUAAAUACUGUAAAUAUGACAGAUACAAGUAUUUUAUCAUCUUCUGGAUCAGAAACUGCUGUUCAACGUAGACAGCGUAAAAAGAAACGCGGUGAGACUAAAAAACGUGUAAGUUUUCAUGAAGAUAUUUUUAAAACAAUGAAAUUAGAUGAUGACGAAAAUUACUCAGAUUUUUCAAUGAGUUUUAUACCAGUUAAUUCUGUAGAAAAAAAAGAUACACAGAAAGGAAGAUAUAGCUGGUGUGCUAAUGGAGAUUCACCUUACAUUCAAAAGAGUAUUAAUACUAGAAAUGCAUACUCUGAUUAUUAUUCAUCAUCUGUUGCUACUAAUUUUAAUCGUAAUGAAUGUAAGUCAUGCAAAAAUUAUAGGUGUACUUGUGGCCCAUCAAUAUUAGAACGUGGAGUACCAGAAGGUCAAGAGGAUCCUGCUAAAAAUUUCAAACCAACAACGGAGAUUGAAUUAGCUGAUAAUGAAGCACAAGAAGCUUAUUUUGUUGAAAAAGAAUACGGGUAUAUUGUUGAAGAUCCUGUUGUUAAAUUAGAAAUGCCACAAUCAGCGACCACUAAAAAAUAUUCAAGUUCUAGUGAUUGGUCAGAUGUUGAUAGCAUGACAACUUCUGCUGACCUUGAAGAUAGAAAAAAUUCUCGACAUUUGGCUUCGCCUGUUAAAAAAUCAAACAUUACUUCAAUCUUGCCCAGUGAUAAUGGAAGAUUUAUCAGUUCUUCAACUCUUCGACAAGCUCCUUCAAGUACAUCGUUACUUGGUAGGUUUUUGAAAUCUAUAACUGAACGUAAAUUUCAAGUUAAAAAGAAUCACAAGACUCAAAAAAAUAGUACUUUAUUUAUAAAGGGUAUUAAAGUGGAUUUAAAUUCUUUUAAAGAUUUUAAUGAUAAUUUAGAUAAAGAAGUGCAAGAAAAUAUUGUUGCAGAAAAACAAAACUUUAGUGGUGAAAAAAUAAGUCUAAAACUCAGGGAAAUUUUUAAACGGGAUAUUUACAGAGAUAAAACAGAAGAAUUAUAUAAAGUAUAUAAAGUUCGAAGUUCAUAUAUGACUAACGGUGAUAGUCGACCGAUGCUUACUUUAUUAACAGAUAAAACACUAUACUUAACUGGUUUUAAAUCUGACAAUACUUAUAGUAAUCAAUUUGUAAUACCGUAUAAUGAAUUAGACGUUAUAAUGAUUGGACCAAAUGCACAAACAAUUUUAAUAUCUAACGCGGACUAUGAAAUGCAAUAUUUAUUUUCAACAGGUUGUUCUAAAACAACUUAUGAAAUUAUAACGCACCUUGAAAUAGCUAUGAGGCGAUCACCAUCCAAGCCUAGAUUACCAGCAGUAAAAGAACUUAAUUAUGAAAAUAUGAUAAAUCUUAAACAUUCAAUUAUGUCAGAGACAGCUGUAGACUCAGAUGAAAAAAUAGAACAUUACAGUCUAAUUUAUAUGGAAGAUGAUCAUAUAUCACCCCCUAGUACUCCUUGUGGCCCAACGAAAGAAGGAGAUCUUAUGUUUCGACCACAUUCAUAUCAAUCAUUACAUCCUAAUGCUCCGACACAUCCUUGGGAAGCCGGUUAUUUUGUUCUGAAAGGAGGAGUAGUUUAUGUGUUUACAGACUCAAAUCAACGACUUCCGAAACGUGCUAUUCCGCUGAAGGGAGGUCUUUGUCAAGGUUGUAGACGAAUCCCUAAUUCUCAUCGGCCUCAUACAUUUGAAAUACUUCUAAAACCUAAUAAGUCUUUCCAAUUUGCUGCACCUGAUGAAUAUGUUGCUUCUGAGUGGCUUCAAAGUUUCGUACAAAGUGCUUCUGGAUUGUUUGAUAGUUCAGAAGAGAAGAAUCCUUUACCUUGUAGUUUAGUUGCUACUACAAAACAUUUAGUAACUAUAAAAGAAGUUUUUCCAGGAACUCAAAGAGGACAGACACUUUCUUGUGCAACUGUUGAAGAUUUAACGGCGUUUCGUGUACCUCUAGCUCAACAGUCAUGGUGCAUUUUGGAAUUCGCUUGUCGAGAAGUUCACGAAAGUAGUGGAGACUGGGUUAUUUAUUUUACAAAUUAUGCUGAAUUAUGUGCUUUUCGAGAAGUAUUAGAAACUUUAUGGGCAAAUGCAAAAAUGGGUGAGUUUCCAAUGGUAACUCUUCCACCAGAAAAUAAAUUACAUCGGCGUUGCUCAGACGUUAGUAAAGAUCUUGAAUGUACUUGGCAACAUUUACUACCCGUUUCACCAAAAUAAAAAGUUAAGUUGUAUAAUCAUCACUUACGUAAUUAUAAAUCCAAUAACGCUACAAAAUAAAGUCUUGUAUGUUGUAAUUAGACAAACUCAUAAUAUCUUUAUCCCAUAACUAAAACGUUGUGGGUACAUUUUAUAAAAUAUUUAUUUAAGAAGUGCAUGUUUUGAGUCUUGCUUAUAAACACACAACAAAAUAAACAUUUUUUAAAAUUAGUAUUCCAGUCAGCAAUUAUAAUCAUGUGGUUUACUUGCAAUUUUUAUGAUCAUCCAAACUUAGUAGAAACAACUAAGUUGAUAACUUGUAAGAGUGAUGCCUUAGAUUUGCAAUAAUACAUAAUAUGGCAUAAAAUACUCAUUUAAAAAGGCAUUUCUCAAGUAUUUAAGUUGUUGAUACACAAGAUAUUUUAUAUUGAUUUUACAAAAAUAUCUAAAACAUCAAGUUAUUGAAAUUCAUUGUAAAAAUCUAAUUAAAUUUCGGUUUGGAAUAAAGUUAGAAUGCUUAAACAAAAUGUAUUUCAAAAAACCGUAUAAAGCAUAUAUUACAGUCGACUAUCGUUGCAAGCCUGAUCUAGGAAACGUAAGGGAAGUUUUUCUUGGAAUUUCACACUCCCCACUACCGCAUGUUUAUACUGUAAAAAGCAUUGUUUUAAAAUAACAUAAUCUGAGUUUUAAAAGUGAUCCAUAGAGUGUUUGUGUUAUUUUUUAACACAGACUAUUUGUGUUAAAAUGUAAACUAAAAAUUCGGGUAAUACCACUAAAAGUAAAUUCAACACUUUUUCAAUGUUAGUGACGACAAAAAAAAAUGUUAAUUUUUACAUUUUAUUUUUGUAUCAUGAACAUUCAGUAAAUAUAAUUUAUAUAUUAUUUUUCGGUUUUCAAAAGUGACAACAAUUAUUAUUCAACAUUGAAUUAUUUUUUAACAGUGAACAUUAUUUUUAUUAGAGUCAAAAUUUAAAAAAAAUCACGUAAUAUUUCAUACCAGUUGUAAAAGUAAUAUUUACAUUCGAUGGAAUAAUUCGAAAUUAUAACUAAAUCUUUUUGAUUAGUAUGAUAAACAUUUCAGUUUUUAACAAAUCAUAAAUUUAAUAUAAUCAUAAUGGAAAUUUUUAAGUUUAGUUGACGUUUAUAAAAUGUCGAUUUCACUCUAAUUUUUCCAAAAUAAUUAUUUCUUGACUAUCGAUUGAGUUUUUAACAUAAAUUUACUGUUAAUUUUAAAGUAUCACUUUAUAAAUGAUGAUGAUUUGGACUUUUGUAUCGGGUAACACUUUUAUAGUUUUAAAUAGUAGAUCAAUUUAAAAUUCUCAAGUAACACUGUGAAAUGUGUUGAUUUAACACAAAAAAAAUUUGAUCACGGGCCAUUUUCAACGCAGAUACUCAAUAUUUUUUACUGUGUAGUUUUGAUCUCGACUACCUAUUAUAAGCGUGUUUUAUUUUAUAUGAUUUUAAACGUUAUAUUUACGUUUUAUUAUUUACACCAGUAUCCCGAUUUUUUUUAGUGAUUUUAUUGCUAAAAUAAAUACUUAUUUUUUUACACUAAUAAUAAUUAUAAUGCAAAAAAUUAUAAUAAUUACGGUAUUAAUUCCAGUAAUAAUAAUAUUAUUUCAAUUGAUGAAGUUAAUUCUCAGUCAAACUAUUUAAUUGUAACAGAAACUUCGAAAUUAAUUCAUGAUCACAAUUUUGAAUAAUAGAUUAUAUUUUACUUCAUGUUGAUCCCAUUAUUUUCUGCGAAACAUAGAUAGUAAAUUUUCAUCAUUAAUUUGUCUAUUUUUUUGUAAUGUUAGUUUAUAAUUUUGACAAUUUUAACGGAGGCUCAUAACGGGCUGUCUGGUUCGAAACUCAAAGAAGUGAUUAAGUGAGAGAAGCUGUAGGACUCAUUAACAGCCAAUUGAGGGGAAGAGGCUUAUUACGGCGAGGCUUAUGAUGGCUAGUUGACUGUAUAAUUAUAUUCUUUUAAUGAAUACUCAAACAACUUGAUUCCUUAAAUUUUUUGGAAUUAUAAUAAAUCAUAAAAAUAUAUGAGAAAACUCGUAAUUUAUUAUUAAAAGUGCAGCUACGAUUAUACAUAAUAAGAAAGGAUUUCUUGACGCAAAAGUUUUUAAUUGCCUCUAGAAAUUUUUUUCCAUUAUGAAUUGAUAACAAAAAUUUUCUUGAGGUGAGAAAAAAUUUUUUUGGGGCACAAAAAAAAAAAAUUUAUUGUUCCAAGAAAUUUUCCCUAGUACUAAGAAAGUUUUUGGCUUCAUUUUAUAUUGCAAAAUACUUCCUAGGCCAAGGAAUUCUUUUUUUUCUGUGUACAUUUUAAACAAUAUUCGAAAAAAAUAGUGCAAUAUACAUCCAUAGAUAUAUAAAUAUAUUCCUAAUUAUGUUACCCAUAUAAUAUAUAUUAUGAAUGUACCGUAUACUAAUUUAUAACAGGACUGUUAAAUGAGGGAAAAUUGUGAACAAAUAUGUUAUUGAUCGUAUGGAUGUCUCCUAUUAUAUUUACGUCUAAUGUGAGAACGAUAACAAAUUGAUAUAUCCACUAAGUACGCUACGAGUGUAAUAUUAUAAUAUGUACUAUUAAUUAUAAAUUCAGUUAUUUAGUAUCAAACAAAUAUUUCCUCAUCUUAAAAGUACAUUGUUUUCUUUAUGUCAAAAUUAUUUGAAACGCGAUCAGUCGUUUUUAUUUUUCAUCUUGUAAAAUUUUUUUUAUAUAAAUCUGUAAAUUAAUAAUUACAAUAAUCAUUUAUUCAUAUUUAUAAUAUGAUUUUAUAAAUUAUGGUGCUUUAUUAAAUGUUAAAAUUUUUUAAAUUUAUAAAUUGGAAAAAUUUAUUUUGCGACAAUAGCGUAAAUAAAAAGUAAGUUUGAAUGGAAGUGAGGAAAUUAUUAAGCUCUUUUUUUUAUUAAUUAGUUUUAUAAGAAAAUUUAAGUAUAAAAAUUUUAAGUAAAAAUUUUUAUUUUUUUACAUGACAAAUUAUUUUCAACUUACUAUUUAAUUAAAUAUUUAUUUUAAAUCAUUUGUUAAUACUUCGUUAGUUUUUUUUUAUAAAGUAAAUUGUUCUGACUAUUUUAUUCAAAAAAAAAAAAAUUGUAUUACCAAAAUUGUAAUUAAUUAAUUAAUUAAAAAUAUAGAUUAUACACGUAAAUAAUUGUAUAAUGCAGCUAUUAUGAAAUUGUGAUAGAAGUAGA